AUGCAAGAUUCAGCAUCCCGAGAUCCACUUCCAAAAGGAGAGAAAGAAUUAUGCAUUCUGAUAAAAACACUUGUCACGCCCGACGCUUGCUACCGAAACAAUGGCCAUCUGCAGCAACUCCAUUCCGCUCGCGUCCAACUGAGCGAGCCUCCACGUGAAGAAGCGCCGAAGCUCCUCGCCCAGGAGGCGUUCACCUCCGCGCUAACUCGUUGCGCCUACGUCACGCAUCACGCCAUACGCAAGUGCGUACGGCGCGGCGCGGCGCGGCGCGGCGCGGUGCCGCUGCGGCCAAUUAAGGAAUGUGAUAUAGCAAUAAGACUUUUUUUUCUCCUGAGCCGAACCUUGUGGUCUCUUUUCCGCGGCUUUGAUGCGAUGGAGAGACCAUUUGGGGUUUCCUUCAAAGACUUCAAGGAAGACCCAAGGGAACCUGGAAAGGCUAUAUACCAGAUAAGGAAGGCGCUCUGCCUCAGCUGGGCGCCGCGCCGGUGGAACGCGGAUUGGGUAGACUGCGUCGCGCCGCGCCGCGUCGUGUCGCGUUACCACGCGCGCACGGCCGUGUCCGCGGCGAGGACGGCAGACGACAGCGACUCCCCAAGGCGACGAGGAGCCACUCCCCUGGAUGUGGGUCAGGUCCACACUCGUCGACCCGGGUCCAGGCGGCGAAACGCGCAAUGGGCGGCGGCUGUGGAGGAGGAGGAGGAGGGGGGAAGCGGGGAGGAGGAGGAGGAGGAGGUGGAGGAGGAGACGGAGGAGGAGGAGGGGGUGGAGGAAGAGGAGGAGAAGGAAGAGGAGAAGGAGGAGCGGAGGGGGAAGAGGGGAGGAGGAGGAGGAGGAGGAGGAGGUGGUGCGUUUUCGACGGUCGGCGCGUUACGGCAGUACCAGGUCACAAGGACACCUGCGCACGAGAAUUUCCCCUGGCCAGUGCGCGCUGCAACGCCCAGGCACCGGCUUCUUCCGCACGCGGUCGCCCCAGGCUGCGGACGCACGAGCUGGACCAGGAGCUCGGAGCGGGGGGAAGGAGAGGAGGGGCGGGGCGAGGAGGAGUUGGGCGGGGAGGCAUGUUACACGUAUCCUGUGCGCAUGUCUUUCGUUCUACUGCGAGUGACGAUGGGACGCGGCGCGGCCGAGCAAUCAGCAGAGAAAGCGGCGAGGCCGGCGGCGGGUGCUCCAGUUCGACCGCGGGCGGCAGCGCCGCGCUGCGGAUCUCGCGAGGAAGGAAGCCGCGGCCGAAAUCCUUGCCAGACGACUCGCUGCGUCCUCACAGCCACUCUGCGUUGGAGUUCGCACGUUGUUCGAUAUGGUGAAUUUUAA
Gryllus bimaculatus (two-spotted cricket) is the source of this 1311-nucleotide messenger RNA. The record is from the annotation of a GenBank genome assembly. NCBI's taxonomy places the organism in Eukaryota, Metazoa, Arthropoda, Insecta, Orthoptera, Gryllidae.